Messenger RNA from Patiria miniata (bat star), 1262 nucleotides. Its product is annotated as calcium load-activated calcium channel-like. NCBI's taxonomy places the organism in Eukaryota, Metazoa, Echinodermata, Asteroidea, Valvatida, Asterinidae. Gene Ontology annotation, molecular function: calcium channel activity. The transcript has 6 exons. Bases 127 to 678 code for a protein of 183 amino acids. The record is from RefSeq and is a predicted model, not a curated record. Gene Ontology annotation, cellular component: endoplasmic reticulum; endoplasmic reticulum membrane; cytoplasm. Gene Ontology annotation, biological process: endoplasmic reticulum calcium ion homeostasis.
AUGCGGAUUCGUAAUCGGACCUUUAAUCCGCCGGGUUAAUUGUUUUUUCAGAGUCGUCUUGCAUGAUUUAACUUUUGUCCGUUUUUUUCGGCUCGCUGCCACAGUUUCUCGUAACUGCUCAUCAAAAUGUUUGCUGACACUAUUCUUAUUGUGUUUAUAUCGGUGUGUACAGCUUUGCUGUCGGAAGGAAUAACGUAUGUACUUGUAUACCGAACAGAGACCUACAAAAAGUUGAAAGCUGAGGUCGAAAAGCAAAGCAAGAAAUUGGAAAAGACGAAAGAGCAGUAUGGUGAGGUCAGUGACAAGGGACAGAAAAAGAAACUAGAACGUCAGGAGGAGAAACUUAAGAACGACAGCAGAGACUUGUCCAUGGUGAAGAUGAAAUCAAUGGUCGUCAUCGCCUUCACAUUCACAUCGCUCAUGGGAAUGUUCAACUCCAUAUUUGAUGGGAGGAAUGUUGCUAAGUUACCAUUUGAACCAAUCUCCUGGCUACAUGGCAUCUCCCAUCGGAAUCUUCUCGGCAGCGAUUACACGGACUGCUCCUUCAUAUUCCUCUACAUUCUCUGCACAAUGUCCAUCAGACAGAAUAUCCAGAAGCUGCUUGGGUUUGCACCGUCUAGGGCCGCAGCCAAACAAUCUGGAGGAUUCUUUGGACAGCAAAUGCAGACAUCAAAAUAAAUCAACUACUCUUUAUUUUCUGCACAACGGUGAAGCUCUAUUGUAACAUGUUUUCUACAGCAGUGAAUGUUUACUUCAACCUUUGAACUUUGACAUGAGGUCAUUUGGGCCUUCUUUCCAUAUAACACCCGAUAGGAUUUGCAUCAUUUGUGACCACUGAAUUUUAAUUACGUCUUGUUUUUCAUAUCUGUGACCUCGAGAUACUGAACAUGCCGUUUCCUUUUAAAGUGAAUUUGUGGUAACAGGGUUACUGGAAUUCAUGUAUUUAUUGCAGUUUGCACUUGGUCAUGGGGACUGCUGGCUCAUUUUCAGGUUUUACAUUUGCCAGCUAUUUGUAGUUUUCUUUAAAUGUGAAGUUCGUGGGUUUUAUUUGGGGGGGGGGGGAAUUUUUAAGAUGCAUCACCCUCAAUAUUUUAGUGUCAGUUGGCAGGACUCGAGUAAUUGACGAGAAAAUUAGAUAGUGAUAUUCUCCAUUGUUUAACGUUUAAAAUUACAAUUGAAAUUUUACACUCAUCCAUUUUCCAUUUAAAAAAUAUGUACUCUAAACGCUGUUUAAGUAAUAAAAUUUUGCAAGCAGAAAAUGA